AUCAUGAAACUUCGGAUGACUGCAUGCAAAACAUGUCAAAAUUCCAAAUUUGAAUAACAAUUCUCAAUCCACAUAGCAAGAUGACGACUAAUCAAUUGAAAUCAGCUGAACAAGAGCCUCAAGAAAUGCAACUCAGACUUGUUCUAUGCCAUAGACUUGCUGCUUGGCGUGCCCUCAACGAGGAUUACCAACAAGUGCAGACAAUAGCUCUUGAAUUUCGACAAUGGUUUGAAAUGGCAGCUGAGAAAAUUGAAUGUUUUGAGCAAGUGCUAAAACAACGCAAGGAAAUGCGCGAUGAGCACAUCCAAAGUCUAACAAAUGCCGGCGAAAUCUCUAGAAAUUGGAGCAUGAAAUACUUUCAGUUACAGCGGAAGCACAAAGAGCUGCGUUGCCUCAGAGAUGAGCUCUUGAAAGCCAAAGAAACGUUGCGAAAUCGCCAAUUGCAGCUUGAGCUUGUUAAAAGGCAACUGUUGCAACAGACAAUCGAUUCACACCGUGCUAUGCACAGUCUAAAAAGGUGCAAAGCCAUGAAUGUACAUUUGCGGGAACGCAAUCUAAAGCUCGAAACGGUGUCUUUGGAGGUCAUGGAGUUGUAUAGAUGUCGUGCUCUGAUGUUGGCCAAUCAAACAAUAGAUAUGGAACAGGAAUUGAUUGCGGCGCAGAGCAAAUCGCAAGUCAUUUCGGAUGUUAGCAACCAACUGCAAUCUAAUAUUAAGCAAAUUCAAUUGCGAGAAAGUCGACUUAUUGAACAACUGGCAAAGUAUUCAAAGCUGGAGGUAGAGCUGAAGCAAAAGGCAGUUGGAAGACUGAUUUCGAAUGUCCUCUACUAUUUACGCUUCUUGUGGGAAUGUGUUUCUAGUUUGUCGCAUUAUCCGCAGUUGAAAGGCUCAUAUUACAAGUUCCAGAGCGCUUUGGCAUUUUUAUAAAUUGAAUUUUGAAUUGGCGCGCAACAGCAGCACGAGACGUUGCAACAAGCGCACGGAAUGCAAGCCAACAGAAAUAUUAAUAUUGUAAUAGAAUUUGGUAAUACUUAUGCAAAUGUCCCAUAUUGACUAUAAACCAUUAUAUAUUGUAUGCAGUUUAUUAUUUUUGCAUAUUUCACCAAAAAUUCAAAAUAUUGUGACGUCACAAUUGCUCAGUGGCAUUGCCGUUGUCAUCAAACCGGCAUUUAUGUGUCAUCGGCGAUAUACAUAUAUUGACAUGUAGACACGCCGUGUGACCAUAUUAGUAGUAGUAGUAUACUUUGUGGUAAGACAAAAAAAGAAAUACCAAAGAAUGUACACUGCCCCUAUAUAUCUAUGUGGUAAGUGGUAUUUUUCGUUGCAGCAAAGCAGUAUAUUUUCAAAAUCGCACUUACGUGUAUAUGGUGUUUUCGUUAAGCGAUGAAUCGUUGUCGAUAUAUUUGAGAAAAAAGUUAUUAUUCCACACAACAGCAGCAGCCAGCACACACACAGACACGCGAACACGUACACACACACAUAUAAAAACGCCCAAUAAAUUACAAGUUGCAGAACCAUACAAGCGACAAGUAACUAGCAGCAUUAAUAUAGGCAAGCAAGCAGUAAAAAAUAUAUAAAUAUAAAAAAAAAA
Messenger RNA from Drosophila albomicans, 1590 nucleotides. RefSeq lists its product as uncharacterized. The record is from RefSeq and is a predicted model, not a curated record. Bases 81 to 926 code for a protein of 281 amino acids. The transcript is spliced from 4 exons. Lineage: Eukaryota; Metazoa; Arthropoda; Insecta; Diptera; Drosophilidae.